UUAUUGCAGAAAACUACUCAUAAUUGUCAUUUGCGAAGAAAAUAAAUAAUAAUAAUAGUAAUAAUAAAUAAUCAGCCAAAUUUAUCUUUAUAUAAAUAUAGGUUAUCCUAGCAUCAAACAUAACAGCAAUAUUGAUUUUAUUAGCAGUUUAUGCUAUUGUCUACAAAUAUGUACAUUCUAAAUAAUUUGCUAUCAGCGAGGAGUGAAUGGAGAAAUACUAUAUAAGGAGCAAGCAAGAUAACUGCCAUAAUCAUUCUCACAUUUUUCCUUGGAAAGUGUUUUGCAAGAAUUGUCAGUUUUCGUUUGUCUUUUUGAACAUAUUAGCAUUGUCUCGUAUACAAUGCAAAAUAUUGCUGGUACAGUUUUACUUCUCGGACUAUAUCUUGGCUUCUUCGUUCAUGGCGAAGAAACUCAUGGAAAACGAAAAGAUAACCAUGGACUAGUUAUUGAACCAAUAGUUGGCAGGUUUCAACAUAGUGAAGGCCCUUUAUGGAAUCAUCAUUCACAAAAGCUUUCUUUUGUUGAUAUUGAAGCACAAAAAAUAUGUAGGUUUGACCCUGUAACAAAACAUCUUUCCUGCAUAUUCAUAGAAAAUGGACCAGUUGGGUUUGCUAUUCCUAUUAGAGGAGAACCUAAUAAGUUUGUAGCUGGUAGUGGUACAAAAUUCAUCCUAGCUACAUUGGAUAGUCAUAAAAAUACUACAGAAUCACUUCCUGAAAUACUUGCUGUUGUUGAUACAGAUCGCAAUGGUACUAGGUGGAAUGAUGGAAAGGCAGAUUCUUCAGGAAGAUUCUGGGGUGGAACAAUAGGACCAGAAGUAAAUGAAGUUGUUGUUCCUAAUCAAGCAUCUUUCUAUCGUAUUAAGUCUGAUCUCAAACCAAAAAAGAAAUUAUCUCCUGUUACUAAUAGUAAUGGAUUAGCUUGGAAUCUGCAGGAUGAUACAUUAUAUUAUAUUGAUACUCCUACGCUUCAAGUAGCUGCAUUUGAUUUUGAGCCCAUCAAUGGAACUAUAUCUAAUAAAAGGAUUGUAUUUGAUCUUAAAAAAAAUAAUGUUUCUGGAAUACCUGAUGGUAUGACUAUAGACAUAAGUGGAAAUCUUUGGAUAGCUUUAUAUGAUGGAGGUGCUGUGGUCAAUGUUAAUCCUCACACUGGCAAAGUAAUACGCUUUGUGAAACUUCCUGUUCCAAAAGUAACGAGUUGCACAUUUGGAGGGCCCUUGUUAGAUACUUUAUUUGUAACAACAUCUAGCCGUGGUUUAAGCAAAGAGGAACUUGAAAAACAACCACAUGCUGGUUAUGUGUUUGCUGUAAAAGGCUUAGGAGUACAUGGCCUUCCUACAAAUUCAUUUAAAGCAUAAUAAUUUUUAAUAAUGAAUAUUCUUAUGCACUUUAUAAUCAUUCUGCACAAACAAUAUUAAUAAAAAAGAAACAAUAAAGAUAAUUAAGUAAAA
Messenger RNA from Bombus huntii, 1450 nucleotides. Its product is annotated as regucalcin-like. NCBI's taxonomy places the organism in Eukaryota, Metazoa, Arthropoda, Insecta, Hymenoptera, Apidae. Gene Ontology annotation, biological process: L-ascorbic acid biosynthetic process. Bases 341 to 1357 code for a protein of 338 amino acids. The transcript has 6 exons. Gene Ontology annotation, molecular function: gluconolactonase activity; enzyme regulator activity; calcium ion binding. The record is from RefSeq and is a predicted model, not a curated record.